This is a messenger RNA of Plasmodium gonderi, 450 nucleotides long. RefSeq names its product COPI associated protein. The record is from RefSeq and is a predicted model, not a curated record. The coding region runs from base 1 to 450 and encodes 149 amino acids. The transcript is spliced from 2 exons. Lineage: Eukaryota; Apicomplexa; Aconoidasida; Haemosporida; Plasmodiidae.
AUGGAACUGAUAUUCAAAAGCCUACCAAAUUUUAGCUUGCGGUUUUUAUCCAUGGCUUCAGGUGCACUUAUGAUAACUGGAGGAAUAUUAAACGUUUUCAACCUGUUCCAAAUUGUAAUAAAUUUAUAUAUUAUAUUAUCAGGAAUUUUAUUAAUUUUAUGUGAUGUGAAGACAUUUAAUUUUUAUCGACAUAUCGAAUUUUUAUUCACUGUAGUUGGAAGAAGUUUGUUUAUGCUUAUAAUAGGAUCCAUAUUAAUUAAUAAAGGAGUUCUUAGCUUAUUAAUUGGCAUAGUUAUUAUUGUUAUUGCGUUUUUUUAUGUAACUCUGGGUUAUUUCAAUGGAAUUCCUUUACCUCUUCUGGACAAAAAUAACAACAUGACUAGUUUCCCAGAUCAGAAAAACAACAUUAGAAGCACAUGUUCUAUGGAUACAAGAGAUGGUUUCAACUGA